GUUGAAACAAAAACCGUGAACACAAGGUUCAAGUUUUGGAAAGUUUUUGAUGAGUAAAAAAUUGCUUAAAAUACGUUUAAGACUUUCAAUUUAUUCAAAGACAUGUCUGGUGGUUCGUAUGAUCGUGCUAUAACUGUUUUUUCACCCGAUGGCCAUCUUUUUCAAGUUGAAUAUGCACAAGAGGCGGUGAAGAAAGGAUCCACAGCGGUUGGUGUGAGAGGCAAGGAUUUGGUUGUACUAGCAGUCGAGAGAAAGGCAGUGCCAAAACUUCAAGACCCUAGAACAGUAAGAAAAAUAUGUCUCCUUGACAACCAUGUAUGCCUGGCGUUUGCUGGGUUAACUGCAGAUGCUAGGAUAUUAAUAAAUCGAGCGAGGAUUGAAUGUCAAAGUCAUAAACUUACUGUUGAGGAUCCUGUUACAUUAGAAUAUAUAACUCGUUAUAUAGCAACAUUAAAACAGAAAUAUACCCAAAGUAAUGGUAGACGUCCAUUUGGUAUAUCAACCUUGAUAGUUGGUUUUGAUUAUGAUGGUUCACCACAUUUAUACCAGACAGACCCCUCUGGUACUUACCAUGCGUGGAAGGCUGGAGCAAUUGGACGAAGUGCCAAAACAGUUCUAGAAUUCUUAGAGAAACAUUACAAUGCAGAGCUCGUUGCAUCAAAUGAUGAAACCAUUAAACUUGCCAUCAAAGCUCUGCUGGAGGUUGUUCAAACUGGAGCAAAGAACCUGGAACUUGCAGUUAUGAAAAGAGGCGAUACAUUACGUAUAUUAGAUCAGGAUGAAGUUGAAAAGUAUGUGGAAGAAAUUGAGAAGGAAAGAGAGGAAGAGGCGGAGAAGAAAAAGCAAAAGAAAACAGGGGGGAAGCCAUCAAAAUGAAAAAAAAAAACCAUUUCUAUAAUAUUCAUGUUUUAAUUCUCCAAAAUAUUUUUGCGAUUGAACUUCAAAAUGCUGUUUUUAUUGAACCACAAGAUGGUACAUCAGGAAAUUGAAAUCCCCCUAUCUACAGCUAUCACCGAAUAAAUAUUUUCAGAUGUGAA
Xenia sp. Carnegie-2017 is the source of this 1037-nucleotide messenger RNA. RefSeq names its product proteasome subunit alpha type-7-like. Lineage: Eukaryota; Metazoa; Cnidaria; Anthozoa; Malacalcyonacea; Xeniidae. The transcript has 7 exons. The coding region runs from base 103 to 876 and encodes 257 amino acids. The record is from RefSeq and is a predicted model, not a curated record. Gene Ontology annotation, cellular component: nucleus; proteasome core complex, alpha-subunit complex; proteasome core complex. Gene Ontology annotation, biological process: ubiquitin-dependent protein catabolic process.